CGUCGCACGAAUUCACGAUACUUACGCCUUUCACGAGCUCUGUUGCUGCAUUCUUCAUGCGCUGUAUUGCUUAGCAUCUAUACCCAUUUUGAUACCCGGUUUCAUAUUCCAUUCUGUGCUAUUUCAACAUGGGCAAGCUGUUGCUCACGUCUGGGCAGGUCUCCAUUGUGUUAUCUGCAGCCAUCGUAUUUCUCUUCACCUUCGCGCUUUUCCUGUCCGGAUACGUGCUGCAGCAGAGAUACGUGCACUCUCUGCAAGCAGCGAUCAAGCCGCGCCUUCCCAAGCCGCUACCCGCACCAAUACCAAUAGAGCCGCCAACACUGAAUGUAAAGUGGGCGAGACCGAUGGGCGGAAGGCCCGCGGUGGAUGAGUCGGCCGAGCAGCUGAUAGCUGGGCAAACUCUCGAUUGGAGCCGGUUGGGCUAUGUGCAGGUUGUGAGGGCGCACGUCGAACUAUGCAGCGCAGUGAUGCUGCUUGCCGACUUUCACAAGAUGAAAAGUCCGGCGAAGAGGAUUUUGAUGUUUCCAAGGAUCUGGCUGAAGAAGGCCGGCGAGGAUGAGUGGGAUCCCCAGAUGAGCACGACGAGGCGGCUGCUCAGGACAGCGGUUCGGCGUUAUGGAGUCACUCUCAUACCGAUGGAGACCAUCGUUGACGGAGGAGACGACUCAUUACCGUCCUCCUACUCCCUGGCAAGCCUGUACUUGCUCACAGAGUAUGAGAGGGUUAUCUAUCUCCAAGGGCCAGGCGUGCUGCUCGAUGCGUCGGCCCUGGACUCGUUGCUUGCUUUUUCCAAGAGUGAGCCGAUGGCUGCAUAUCCCGCCACGCCAGAACGGAAGGAUCUGUCGACGUCUCUGCUGCUCAUUCACCCAUCGCGCGAGAGCUUCCGGCAGCUGAAGGCGUCGCGGUCGUCCAGGCCCGUGAAAGACAUCGAUCUCUUUCGGGAAGCAUUCGCAGCGCCAGAGUCGCUGAUCUCUGACUGGUCGCUCUCCAUGGGGAACGUGGUCUACGAGUCGCAGAAGCUGCGGGAUGCGAUUGACGGCUUUAAUGCCACCAUCUUCGAGCAGGCGACCACGUACGUGCGGCUUUCGGACCCCGAGCUCCCUGGCCCAGAAUACGACGUGCCGUACUAUGACAGGGCCAAGCUGCGGCCCAAGAACGGGCAGGCAAGGGACGCAUGGGAAAAGCUGUAUGAAAAAUUCCGGCAGCGGCGCAUGGAGGUAUGCGGGCUCGACCUGGAGGUCUGGACGAGGCCCGUGCUGCAGGCGGUCGCCGCCGAUGAAGGAGAUACGGCGGCUGCAGAACUAUAAGAACUGCGCUAUACGCCUUGGUUUUCUCUUCCCGCCGAACACGCGGGAGGUUGAAGGGCAAGCUUCCUUUGAUCUGUUGUACAUAUAUGCGGAGGGACUUGUUCAUAUGGCAGGGAGCCACUGUGGCUAUCCCCUCAGGAGGGAUUUUCGGGCUCGGGCUGGUCUGGAGGGGGAUCAGCAUGGAUAUUAAUGGCAUGAGGGCGUUCGGGGUCUCGAUGCCUUGUGUUUCUCAGGAUCGCCGUCCGCACGGAUUCUCGGGACGGCCGUGAAGCAUGACGCAACGGCCAUUGGCCGCUCCUGGCGCGCACUGUGCGACACGGCGCCUCAAUGGCAAACGCCCUUCACCGGCAGCAGCAGCAGCAGCAAGAGGAGCAGUGCCGGCGAGCUGCUGCUGCCUGCGUACAUAGCACGCGGCGGCGGCGCGCGGA
Messenger RNA from Trematosphaeria pertusa, 1735 nucleotides. Its product is annotated as glycosyltransferase family 8 protein. Bases 129 to 1307 code for a protein of 392 amino acids. The transcript has 3 exons. The record is from RefSeq and is a predicted model, not a curated record. Lineage: Eukaryota; Fungi; Ascomycota; Dothideomycetes; Pleosporales; Trematosphaeriaceae.